Astrephomene gubernaculifera is the source of this 4383-nucleotide messenger RNA. The record is from the annotation of a GenBank genome assembly. Lineage: Eukaryota; Viridiplantae; Chlorophyta; Chlorophyceae; Chlamydomonadales; Astrephomenaceae.
CUGGAGGGCAGUCGGGCGGCGCUGGAGGCGGCACUGAAGGUGGACAUGGAGUACCUGGCCCACGUGCAGCGGCUGGAGGCGCUGUGGGGCGCAGGGGGGCAGGGGCAGCAGCAAGGAGAGGAGGGACAGGGCGGAGAGGGGAAGGAGCUGGAGCAGGGACGGGGGCUGCAGCAGGAGGAGGAGGCGGAGGAGGAGGACGCGAGGAGGGCGGCGGAAGCCAGGCGGCAAGUCGCUGACCCGCACUGCCCGCAAGGGAAGGAGGAACCCCCAGAGCCGCAGCGGCAGGGGUGCAGCGGACGGCACCCGCCGCCUCCCUCACCCUCAACCUCACCGCCCUCAUCACCCUCAUCACCCACGUCAGCACCCGGGCGAUCACGCAGCCGCAGCCCCACCCCUGGCCGGCCCACCCGCAGCCGCAGCUCGCUGUCCGGAGCCGCGGGCCCACCAGGGAUGCGCGCGAGGCCCCCGGCCGGACAGGAGGAGGGGAAGGCGCUGCUCGCGCCCGGCCACCCCGGCGGCGAGGCUCCCCUGGGGUCCAUGGGGCAGCCCUCCGGACCCAUGGGUCACUCUGCUGGACUCCUGCAUGGCUCCGCGUUCGCUCCAAGCACCGCGGACGGCUUGGAAGGGGACCGGCAGGAGGCGGAAUCGCACCGGGCUUCCUCCGCCGCUACCACCGCAGGCCGAGCACGCCGAGGUGAGGACGGUGGCGCGAGUCGUGCUGCCGCCGCUGCCGCUGGUUUAGGCGGCAGUAAUGAGGAGGAGCCUGCGCCGCCAGCAGAGCGGCUGGUGCGGCGCCCCGUCUGGCGGCCGCCCAGUCCCGGCGGGGCAGCUGCAGCAGCACCAGCAGCCGAGGAAGGGAGCCAGCAGCGGGGUGCAGCUGCCACCUCCCCCGACCCCGAUGCCACGGCUGCGGGACCGGUGUCUGCGUCAGCGUCGGCUUCUUUGCCAGCGCCGGCGCCGCUGGAGGGUGUGGUUCGCAGCACCCGCCUGCCCCGUGGAGCGGAUGCCCCCAACUCCGUCGCCGGCAGCAGCAACAGCAGCAGCGGCCGCCUUACCGUUGACGGCACGGCCCCGGGCAGCAGCAGCACUAGUAGCAGUAGCGCGGGCGGCGUGGCUGGCCGAGCAGACGCUGCGGAGAGCGCUGCGUCGGAGGCAGCGGCUGGUGAGGGCACCGGUGGGCCGCUGUCGGGCCUCUCACAGCCCCGGUCUCGCAUGGUGAAACGACCCCGGCGGCCACAGCAGCGGCAGGGGCUGCACCGGCCAGGCAGCAGUGGCGGCGCGGAGGAGUUCCCUCCGCCCUGUGCCGAGGCAGGGUUGGGGCCGUUGUCGCCAGCUCCCACCUCCGCAUCUCCGCCACUGCCCGGAGCCUUUGGAGCGGGCAGCCUCAGCAGCAGCGGCGGCGGCACGGACAGCGGUCCCAGCCCCGGGGAGGAGGUCUCCAUUCCUGCCUACCGGCAAAUGAACCCGCCGCAAAUCCACGGCAGCAGCAACAUCAGUAACAGCUACACAGCAAGCACUGGCAGCAGCGGCAGUAGCGCCAGCAGUGACGCCAGCAGCUCCCAUUCCGCCCCACACCACCCGCCCCACGGCAAGCCGCCCCCGCCACACCCCUGGAGCACCCACCCCAGCAACCCCGGCCAGCAGCCGCAUGCAUCGGGCCAGUCCCCUCAUGCGCCAUCCACCGGCGGCGGCGAGCACCCAGCCAACGCGAACAUCCACAACAACAGCACCGACAGCAGUAGCAGCAGCAGCACUAACGGCCCCGCCGGCACCUCCCCGCCGCCCUCCUCUCCCCGGCAGUCCGAGGGGGGCGGCCCCGCCGGCCCCCCCGCGCUCCCCCCCGAGGUCAGCGGCUACCGCGCCAUGAGUGCGGAGCAGCUGGCGGACUUUGCGUUCGGGCGGAAGGCAACUCCGGAGGACGUGCGCUUCAUCGCGCGGGUGUUGCAGCAGAUGGAGGCGGUGGAGGCGGCGUUCGAGGAGGUGCAGCAGGAGCAGAUGGCGCGGCUGCAGCAGCAGCAGCAGCGGCGGCGGGAGUCGCGGGGGCGGGGGAUGGGGAAGGGGCCGGCGCGGGUGGGCAUGGGGUUGCGGAGGGCUCGGCAGGUGGCGAGGCGCAAGCGUAGCGGGUUGCUGGCGGGGCGGAGGCGGCUGGGCGUUCCCCCUCGGGUGCUGACGUUGGUAAAGGGGGCGGCGGAGGCGGCGCCGGAGGCGGGGCCGGGGGCCGUGGAGGAGGUAGACGGGAGGGAGGGCGGAGGCGAGGAGGGGCCGGCUGCGGCGGCUGGAGAGGUGCAGCAGGCAUGUGGGGAGGAAGCCAGGACGCCAGGUCCAGCCGGGGGGACCAGUCAACAUGUUGGCGGAGGAGGAGCAGGAGGAGGAGGCAGCAGGGGUGCUGGCAGCCUCGGGGCUCUGGCGGCGAGCGUAGGCCGCUUCGUGGCCGGGCUGCCGUUGCUCGCCGUCCGGGCGCUGGAGCAGGGACUAGGCCUGGGCGUCGUGCCCUCCGCCCUGCCACAACUGCCACCUCCAUCAAUGAAAGAAGAAGAAGAAGCGCCGGCGGUGUCUGCGCCCCUGGGAGCCGCACAGCCGCCGCCGAGCCCGCCGUCCCUCCCAGCCCCAGCCGCCACUGCUCCGCCCAGCACCGAGCAGCUGGCGGCGGAGGCGGCGGUGGCGGCGCUGUACUCCGCCUCCCCGCAGGACCGGCAGCUGGCUGAGGCGUUAGUGGCCUUCCUCCGGGGCAGGAAGCCUAAGCAGCAGCAGCAGGGGCGGGGUGGGGCGGUGCGCGCCCCGGCGGUGGUGCCACCCGGGUGGGGUGGUGAGCAGCCCCCCGGAGGGCUGCUGCGCCCCCCCGGCGGCAGCAGCGGGCUGCCAGGUCUGGUUCGCGGUCGUGACGCGGUGGUUGUGUUGCCUCGGGAGCUGCUGGCGGUGGCGGCGGGCGCCUGGCAGGAGGCGGAGGAGGCGCUGAUGCACCCCGAGGUGCUGGCGGGGCGGCGGGGGAGGCGGCAGCAGCGGGGGGGCUAGGGCGGGUGCGAGGGAGCGGUUGGGUUUGUAAGCAGCAAGAGUAGGGCGGCCACGGCUGCGGCUGGGGCGGUGCGGGUUGUUCGCUGGGCGCACUGCUUUGCAGUUGCUGCGAUGUAUAUUAGCAGGGCGCUUCUGGGUACCCGCAAGCGGCAGCCUUGCCAGGUUACCUUGUGUGUUUUUGUGGUCCGGCAGGUUACGGCCACUUGGUUUGCGGUUGGUGGGCUGAACGUCAAGAGCGUGUGUUUGUGUAGCGAGUAUUUCUUCCUGCGUUUGGUUUGCUGCUGUUUUGGACGUGCGUACCUCAUCAUCUCCCGCGCAGGCGGUCAGCUUUCCUUGCAUGCAUGGACAGCGGCGGGAGCGAAGCUCUGCGUGUGGUGGGCGUGUGCUGUUCAAGUGAUGCGAGUGGUGACAGGUGAGGAGCGGGUGAGGAGCGGGAGCCGUGUGGAUGGGCGUGUACCCGCGAAGCAGCGAAGUCUACUCACCGGUACCCGUGUCGGGGCGGAGGGCCGAAGCAAUUGGCAGCAUACUGCCGCGCGACUCCCGAUGAUAGAGUCUUGAUAGUGCCCGGCACACCUGUCCUGUUAAGAGAGCUGCGUGGGUGGCGUGUGGUAAGAAGACUGGCCGAGAGUUGGGUGCUGUUGUGGGCGCUGUUCUGGCGUGUGGGGGUGCUGUGUGCUGUCCUGUGCGGCAUCUCCGAGCAUUGGCGUGGUAGGGUGCACUCUGACAGCUGUGGGGCAUCCAUCGUCGCCGAUCUCCUUUUGAGUUGGCUAGUACCGGAGUGUUAAGCAUGGUAGUGUGGCUGUAUGAGGGCUGUUGUCCCGGUUUCAAUGCUGGAAAAUGUCAAUAACUCUGUGAGAGGAGUGGUAAACAGUACAAAGCUAAUGGCAGGAAGCCUUUGAUGCCUGAGUGGGAGUAUGAAGAAGUGUGUAGGUAGCGGUGUUCAUGCGAAGAAGUACAAGUCGGGUGGACACUAGUCGGGUGGCUACCGUACCGCCCGACUGGAGGUGUACUACUGGAGACGUACGAGUGUGGCUGAGCAGCUGAGUCGGUUAGUGCUGUUACCUGUCUUCAUUCGUCGGGAGGGCAGCAGGGAAAUGGUCUUGAGGAGCGAGGAUUGUAGGACACGUGUCUCGGUGCCGGUAAUGACGUGCGAUGUCGUAGAUGACAGUCCCUUCGGAACGUCGAAGGGGAAACCAGUACCGGCAGACCAUGUAGAUAUUCUUCGACAUCAAAGUUUGGGUUGUCAGCAAAGCCGGUGCCAGCUGGCCUUUGACCAGGGAGGUGAAAUGACGUUCGCGACGUAGCAAGCUCAGCGCAUCAGGUGCUUCAAGAAGCUGGUUACAGCGAGUAUUGUGUUAAACAGCUGGCGUG